Messenger RNA from Dibothriocephalus latus, 237 nucleotides. NCBI's taxonomy places the organism in Eukaryota, Metazoa, Platyhelminthes, Cestoda, Diphyllobothriidea, Diphyllobothriidae. The record is from the annotation of a GenBank genome assembly.
GUGGUCACUGAGGAGGUCUUCACAACGACCAUAACGGAGACUGAAACAAUUAUGAACGACAGGCCUUUGGUAAAGAACAGCGCGGAUCCAAACGAGUAUGCUGUAAAACAAAGGUGGACCAAUGAGGCCCCACAACUUGCAAUCGGCGAUUUAGUCUUAAUCGUCGACAAAGUGGCACCACGCGGAUUCUGGAAGAAGGCCGUCGUUGAAGAGAUACUCCGAUCCAACGACAGUAAA